AGAGACAGACAGAGAGACGCUGACCAUCACAGCAGGCGACCGGUGGACUAAACUCUAGCUCCAAUUACGCACAGUGCUAUUGAACUAUUUUAUAUCAAGCAGAAGAAGAAGAAUGGGACUGCACAGUGUUGAGGAACUGGUGUCCGGUAAGAGGGCAGAGGGCAAGGAGGCAGCAGACUUCCAAGGGGGCGAGUACGAGGCGGCUGUCGGUCAAGAGAAGCAGGAUGACCGCAGGUCCCACAGGGAGCUGGUGGGCGAAGGUCUGUCAGAGGAGAGCGACAGUGGCAGCGAACAUGAGGAAGUCAGCGUGGCAGCUCUCAAUACGGAUAAAAGCGGCAGGCUGAAGUUGGAGACGGUGGAUGACCUGUUCAACAUCCUGCAGCUGAGGAAGAAGAGGAGGGAGAGGAAGGCUCCCGUCCACAAGAAACAACAGCCAGAGCCUGAGUUCGUGCCAGAGUUUGUGGAUGAGCAGAUGUUUCUGACAGCAGCCAUGGAGAACAAAAUGGCUGUGGUGGAGAAGUACCUGGCUGAUAGAGGAAACCCCAACGCAGCUGACCAUUUCCAGAGAACAGCUCUGCACAAAGCCUCAUUCAAAGGACACGUGGAGGUCAUGAAAAGACUUCUGGAGGCCGGUGCUUCCAUCGAGAAAAAAGACAAGCUGGAGGCCACAGCAGUCCACUGGGCCUGCAGAGGAGGCAGCCUGCCGGCCCUGCAGCUGCUGCUCGACCAGGGAGCCAAGUUCACCUACAGAGACAAGCUGCAGAGCACUCCUCUCCAUGUUGCUGUGAGGACAGGACACUGUGAGUGUGCCGAGCAUCUCAUUCACUGUGGAGCAGACGUCAACGCCAAAGACAGAGACGGAGACACGCCCAUGCACGAUGCUGUGAGGAUAAACAGAUUCAAGAUGAUCAAGCUGCUGAUGAUGUACGGGGCCAGUCUCAACACCAAGAACUGUGAUGGAAAAACUCCACUGGAGACACUGAAUUCAUGGCAGAACGGAGCCAAGAGCCUCCUGUGUAACUUCAGCCAGGAGAAGCCCAACCAGUAGAGCCCGACACAUUCCAGUAAAACCAGGAAUUCACCAUGAAACUCAGCCACAAGAUCUGCUGGCUUAUCAGGAAAGAAAGUGUUAGAAGAGAGAAAAUUCUAUUUUUCUAGCCCAUUCUGGUCAUUUCCAUACUGUGGUGCGCGACGCACACAAGUCUUUUUUUAAUAUCUAUUUAUCCAGUGAGGCUGUGCCGAGUGUUCACCUCACAUUCAAACUGUCUCACAUGUUGACGGACAGAUAUCGACCCCCUCAGGGAAAGACUGCGAUUAAAUCUACAGUUAGCUCAGCUGGAGCGUUUAGAUGUUGGAAGAUAUCUUAAUUUAAAGAGCAUUGGUCCUUAUCUGGUUCAGGGAUCUGAACUAGCAACCUCACUAACCUGAACGCUACCGGCAGGGUUAGACUAUCACAUAUGACAUGUUCUUUACACAUCUUACAGUCACAUGAGCAGCAGGAACUUAAACAAUGAUCAACAAUGUGAAUUCUAAUCAGGAUGUUGUUAAUAAUACGACUAUUAGCACUGAUAGAUUCAUUGAUCGCCAAAUAUUGCUGGACAAUGUCUCGGCUGACAACAUA
Epinephelus moara (kelp grouper) is the source of this 1621-nucleotide messenger RNA. Its product is annotated as ankyrin repeat domain-containing protein 1-like. Gene Ontology annotation, cellular component: nucleus. NCBI's taxonomy places the organism in Eukaryota, Metazoa, Chordata, Actinopteri, Perciformes, Serranidae. The transcript is spliced from 9 exons. Bases 113 to 1048 code for a protein of 311 amino acids. Gene Ontology annotation, biological process: regulation of transcription by RNA polymerase II. Gene Ontology annotation, molecular function: RNA polymerase II-specific DNA-binding transcription factor binding. The record is from RefSeq and is a predicted model, not a curated record.